This is a messenger RNA of Drosophila erecta, 1216 nucleotides long. RefSeq lists its product as uncharacterized. Lineage: Eukaryota; Metazoa; Arthropoda; Insecta; Diptera; Drosophilidae. The coding region runs from base 480 to 1121 and encodes 213 amino acids. The record is from RefSeq and is a predicted model, not a curated record. The transcript is spliced from 3 exons.
CACUAUCUGAACUUCUCUCCCAUCGAAUCGGAUUCAGUUGUUCGGUGUGCGUGUGUGGAAAGAGUUUGAAUCCAGCGAGAGAUGCGUGAAAAUCCAAUAUCGAAAAUACGUAUUUUGAGUCACUAUACCGAGUGGCUAUGCAAAUUUAGUUGCGGAUCACCCAAAGCAUCGAAAAGCCAACAGGUCGCCCUCCGACCAAAAUAAACACAUAAUAAUCGGGCAGCAACUGAAACGGGCAACUGGGGAACCGCUUAACCGGUUUCGAAAUAUCCAUCGUAUAGUUUUCUCGCCUAUAUAAUAUUCAAAUUGCAGUGGAUCGAAAUAUAAACACUCGCACUUGCAUAUAAAUUCGCAGAUAUAUGUCGUUUGUGUGAGUUUUUGUUUGUGGUUCGCGUGAAAAAAUAGUGUUGCCCGAGGAGAUCAAACAAUUAAAAACAAAGCCAGACGCCGACCAAGAAAAUAAACCAUAUAAGACAGCCAUGGGAUAUUCCAUUAAGAACUGCGAAACGGGUGAGUUGGAGUACUUCUACACAGACACCGUGCGCGAAAAAAGACCCGCCUACGAUGAGGAGACCGGCGAACCGAUCCACGACCAGGUCAUGAAGGUGCACUUCCGCAAACACACGAACUUCCAUGUACCCAAGCACUAUCUCCGUGGAACCAUAUGCGAUGAGGUGGACGACGAGCUGGCCAACACAGUGAGGCAUGGGGCAGCCACCGCCAUUCCCAACAGGGCUCCCAAAAAGGUCACACCGGGCUACGAACGCGAGGAUUACUGUCAAAUGGAUGGCGUGAGCAGCAACAUAAUCCUGGGCUACAACCGAAACCACUACCUGUUGUUCCUGGUGCCCACGCUCUUCUGCUACAACUUCGUCAUUGGAGUCACGCUGGCCCUCAUCGAGAUCUUCCUGCACAUGGUGUCGCACCACAAGAACAGCCUCACCAUGCAGAAGGGCCUGUACUUCCGGAGUCCACUCCACGUGCUGUCCUCGCAGUUCUGCGCCACCUGCCGCACGGAAUGCGACAGCAAGUACAACCGCAUCUUCGACAUCCUCAACAAACAGAUGCGCAACGCACAUCGCUCGGAGACGCUGAAGGACAUGGCCAAGGCGAUUGGCUAAGCUGGACGGGAUUAGAUUUGAUAUGGUCCAUAUAUUCAACAUAAAAGUUUUUGUCACACGAUCAACAAAAAAUAAAUGCACUCGUUUAUCACUCA